AUGACACUCGCCCUCGGCGCCGACGACGCUUUGGUGAUGUCGCUCCGGGAGCGUUUCGCAGCCCUCGCCGCCGCCUCGGCUUCCAACGUGGCUUCUCAGACCGCUGCAGGCGAGACCGCGUUGGUCUCUAUCCGGGAGUCGGACGCCACCUCCGACUCGGAUAGCGAGGACGACCUGCGGGCCGCCCUGGAAGAAGCGGCGGCGGCGCGUCGUGAGAAGGAGGCGGCGAGGCGCGAGCGGGAGGCCGCCAGCGAGGCGGCGACGGACGCCACCUUCGUGGCCAGCUGCGGCGGCGGCACCCUCGUCUGGGGCGUGCUCGACGGGCACGGGCCGGAGAACGGCCGCAUCGCGUCGUGGGCGGGCGCGGCGGCGCUCAAGGAGUACUUUCUCGGCAACGUCGCCGCCCUGGAGGAGGAGCCGGAGGAGGCGAUGACGAGCGCCUUCAAGGCGGCCCACGACGGCAUCGGAGCGGCGCUUCGCGCCAAGUACGGCCCCGGGAACAGCGCGGAAGACGGCACCUCGAGUAGCCUCGAGUCUGUUAGCUACCUCCUCGGGGCAGACGGCGAGCCCAUCGACGGCGGCACCACCGCCACUGUCCGCCAGCACCCUCGCCGGCCUGCUGAGGCCGUUGCGCUCGCAUUCAGGGGCGGCUUCCUGCCCGAUGGCGCGAUCGGUUUCGAGCAGCUCAGCACAGGCGACCACACGCCGACGAGCCUCGAGGAGGAGGAGCCGAUCGACGUCUUCCGGCGAGGCGCGGGAGGGGAGUGGGAGCUCGACCCCGACUCGCUCGCUCGAGUGCGGGAGGACCGCCCCACGACCAUGAUGCUGAUGCCGUCCGAGACUGGCUUCCCGCAGCAGAGCCUCGCCGUCACUCGUGCCCUCGGAGACCACUUCUUCCAGCAGCACGGCGCGCCGCACACGCUGGGAGUCGUGCUCCUGCUCGGCUCGGACGGGCUCUGGGACGUGUGGGACUACACCGACGUCCUCGACUUCGCCAUCUCGGCGGUGAGCGACGCGCAGACCGAGGCGGCCGUCGCGCGCUCCGUCGGUGGCGUCGUCGAGGCGACACGCGAGCGGUCGCAGGAGUAUUUUGGCGAAGCCGCCGACAACAUCGCCGCGAUCCUCGUGUCCUUCGACAUCACUCCCACGAGCAGCGGCCGGAGGUCCACCCGCUGA
This is a messenger RNA of Emiliania huxleyi CCMP1516, 1176 nucleotides long. RefSeq lists its product as hypothetical. The record is from RefSeq and is a predicted model, not a curated record. Gene Ontology annotation, biological process: protein dephosphorylation. Gene Ontology annotation, molecular function: protein serine/threonine phosphatase activity. The transcript has 8 exons. The coding region runs from base 1 to 1176 and encodes 391 amino acids. NCBI's taxonomy places the organism in Eukaryota, Haptophyta, Isochrysidales, Noelaerhabdaceae.